Penaeus vannamei (Pacific white shrimp) is the source of this 1767-nucleotide messenger RNA. The record is from RefSeq and is a predicted model, not a curated record. NCBI's taxonomy places the organism in Eukaryota, Metazoa, Arthropoda, Malacostraca, Decapoda, Penaeidae.
UGCCAAUAGAGCUCAGUAUCUCACCUAAACUCAGUGCUUGUGGCCGUUCUUGCUCGUUUGUUUGGAUCGCGUCGCCUCAGUGUAAAAACCUCGCCACCAUGUUCGCCACCAUGAACGGAAGCACAGCGCAAAACCCGAAGAAGGCGCCGCUCGACACCGCGUUCACCAACGGCUGCGCGCACGUCAACGGAGCUGCGGCCAAGAACGGGGCGACGGAGAACGGAAAGGAAGAAGGAGGAAGGAGGAAGGACGAAGGAGGAGAGCUGCUGAAGAAGAUUCUGGAGAUCGUCUUGCGGGAGAAGAUCGUGACGGGGGUCGACGCGCCCGAGAAGGUGAUCGAGUUCAAGCAGCCCGAGGAACUGAAGAAACUGUUCGAUCUGCGAGCUGGCCACGACGGCUGUUCCCCCGACGAGGCGCACGCCCUCCUCGAGCAGGUGGUCCGGUACAGCGUGAGGACGACCCACCCCCACUUCUACAACCAGCUGUACGCGGGGAUCGACGAGGUGGCGCUGACCGGGGCUUGGCUCACAGAGGCCCUCAACACGAACCAGUACACGUUCGAGGUGGCUCCCGUGUUCAUGCUGGUGGAGCAUGAAGUCAUCCGCCAGCUGGUGGAGCUCUACGGGUUCGAGGACGGGGAUGGCAUCUUCGCCCCGGGUGGCAGCAUGAGCAACAUGUACGACGCGAUGGUCCUGGCGCGCUUACAAGAAGAACCCAAUGUGAAGAGGACGGCGUUCUCCUCCAAACCUCUCAUUGUUUUCACGUCUGAUCAGGGCCACUACUCCGUCAGCAAGAGCGCCUCCUGGCUGGGCAUCGGCAUGGACCACGUCGUGCCCGUGGCGACCGACGACCAAGGCAGGAUGCUCCCCGAGGCCCUCCGGAAGGCGGUGCAGAAGGCGCGGGAGCAGGGCGGGGAUCCGUACUUCGUCAACGCCACCGCCGGCAGCACCGUCUUCGGCGCCUACGACCCCCUCGAUCAGCUGGCCGACGUUUGCGCUGAGGAGGGGCUUUGGCUGCACGUCGAUGGCUGCUGGGGCGGCGCCGUCGUCCUCUCCAGGAAGCACAAGCACCUCGUCUCUGGGAUCCACAGGGUAGACUCAGUCGCCUGGAAUCCCCAUAAGAUGUUGGGCGCAGCGCUGCAGUGUUCAGCAUUCGUCACCAAGCACAAGGGCCUCCUCCACCAGUGCAACUCGGCGCGGGCGUCCUACCUCUUCCAGCAGGACAAGUACUACGACGUGAGCUACGACACGGGCGACAAGAGCGUCCAAUGCGGGCGCAAAGUGGACGCCUUCAAGCUGUGGCUCUCGUUCAAACUGCACGGCAUGGCCGAGCUCGAGCGGAGGGUCGACGCCGCCUUCGCCGCCUCCAGACACUUGUGCGAACAGGUGAAGGCUCGAGAGGGCUUCCGCCUGCUGCGGGAGCCGCAGUGCACCAACGUGUGCUUCUGGUUCAUCCCGCCCAGCCUCAGGGACCAGCCCGAGACUCCCGAGUGGUGGGUGAAGCUGUCCAAGGUGGCGCCGCAGCUGAAGGAGCGCAUGGUCCGCGAGGGGUCCAUGAUGGUCGGCUACCAGCCCGUCGCCUCCAAGGGCCUCGUCAACUUCAUCAGGAUGGUGACCACGUGCACGCCCACGCCCACGCUCGCCCACAUGGACUUCGUGCUGGAUGAGAUCGCGAGACUUGGGGCUGAUUUAUAAGGAAGGGGAAGAAGGGGAGGACGGAGAGAAGGAGGAGAUAAGGAGAUGCAAAAUAAAAGGAACGAUAUGAAUA